Tympanuchus pallidicinctus (lesser prairie-chicken) is the source of this 1012-nucleotide messenger RNA. RefSeq names its product ras and EF-hand domain-containing protein-like. The transcript has 5 exons. The record is from RefSeq and is a predicted model, not a curated record. Gene Ontology annotation, molecular function: GTPase activity; GTP binding. Lineage: Eukaryota; Metazoa; Chordata; Aves; Galliformes; Phasianidae. Bases 323 to 1012 code for a protein of 229 amino acids.
GACCCCUCCCACAACCUGCCCUGCAGCUCGGGGGCUGCAGCCGGGGACCCCCGGAGCCCCGAGUGCCGGCAGCAGCAGAUCCCCCCGGGAGCCCAUCAAUGCUGACACCCCAACCCCGCCAGCCCAAGCCCCUGUUCGGCCCCGCAGCCCCCUCCCACAGCCUCCCCAAGUGUGCUCACAGCAGGUGAGAAGUAAACGCACAGGUGAGGGAUCAGCUGCAGCCGCCCCUCCCCGAGUACCAUGCUGGGCACGGGUCCGGUGCACGGCUCCUUGUGCCCCCAGCAGAGCUCAGCCUGCAGUGAGGACUCGGCGUCAUCCAGCGAUGCCGGUUGCCGGAGCUCGGAGGAUGCGCGUUCUGCCAGCCCUGCUCAGGACACACAGGUGCAGGCCCUGCCCGCUGCCCCACCCGACCCAUAGACUCGGGUGCCUCACUGUGAGAUCUGCCACUCUGCAGGACCCCCAGCCCGGCGAGGUGGAAGGCUGCUGCCAUCCUGCACAACGCUGCUGCAAGAGGAAGCUCUCUGCCUUUGCACCGGAGGGGUCUGGCACGGGGGAGCAGCCCGUGGCCCCCAGCCCCGUAUACCGGCUGGUGCUGGCAGGGGACAGCUGUGCAGGCAAGUCCAGCUUCCUGCUGCGCCUCUGCAGAAACGAGUUCAGAGGUGACAUCUCCUCCACGUUAGGGGUGGACUUCCAGGUGAAGGAGCUGCUGGUGGAUGGGGAGCAAACCACACUGCAGAUCUGGGACACUGCCGGGCAGGAGAGGUACCGCAGCAUCUCCCGCUCCUACUUCCGUAAGGCCCACGGCGUGCUGCUCCUGUACGACAUCAGCUCCCAGAGCAGCUUCCUCAGCGUCCGCCAGUGGAUUGAGGACAUCGAGGGCGCCGGGACUGCACUGCCGCUCAUGCUGGUGGGUAAUAAGAGCGACCUGCGGGCCGCGCUGCCAGAGACGGCGGGGGUCCACACGGCCCACGGACAGAGGCUGGCCACGGUGAGUAGCUGCUGCUGGGGGUGA